GUAGCGGCCUGAAAAAAGUUAAUUUGCUGUUUUUAUUUAAAAAGUAAUGGUUAACUCACCAUGUCUAAGCCAGAGUUGGUGGAAGACUUCUUCGGAGUCUACUUACUCUAUAAUAUAAACCCAAAAUAUAAGGGGCGCACUUACAUCGGCUAUACGAGAGAUCCGAACCGGCGAAUCUUGCAGCAUAACAGAGGCACUUGGGCUGGAGGCGCUCACAGAACUAGCAACAGAGGACCUUGGAAGAUGGUGAUAAUAGUACAUGGUUUUCCAAAUAAUAUAUCCGCGUUAAGGUUCGAAUGGGCCUGGCAGAAUCCUACCAAAACUAUAAGACUGCAGCAUUUGAAUCUGAAGAAAAUACCUAGAAAGGAGACGGAGUACCAGUUCAAGCUCCGAGUUCUUAGUGAAAUGCUGCGAGUUGGGCCAUGGUGUAGGCUUCCACUUAUCAUAAGAUGGCUUGAGAAUGAGUACUUUGAAGAAUUUCCUGCUGAUCGGACACCCCCAUCGCACAUGGUUGUACGCCAUGGUCCAGUCAAAAGCAGGAAUCUCAAGAAAUCUAAAGAAUCUACAGAAGAACAUACCACUGACGAAUGUUUAUUAUGUUCCAACUAUAUUACGAAUUCCCAGACAAAACUAACAUGUCUAAAUUCUAGCUGUGAGCUCAUAGCUCAUAUCACUUGCUUAGCUAAACUAUUUUUGACUCCAGGGGAGUUUAUCCCCAUAGAAGGUAACUGUCCCUUCUGUGACACAAAAUUGAAAUGGGGCGAUCUUAUAAGGAAAAUGAAAGGCUGUAAGCAAAACGAUGAUGAAAAUAGUGAUCAAGACGAUGAUCAACCGUGCGAUGAUCAGGAGAGUGAUGAUGAUGUAAUUUGUUCGCAAGAUAAAGGCUUCGUUGAUAACAACUCGCGCUGGUUCCUUGAUUGUAAUGAUGAUUUAUGACAUUUAAUUAAAAUUUAUGUUAUUGCUAUUA
Ostrinia furnacalis (Asian corn borer) is the source of this 967-nucleotide messenger RNA. RefSeq names its product structure-specific endonuclease subunit SLX1 (gene slx1). The coding region runs from base 61 to 936 and encodes 291 amino acids. Gene Ontology annotation, biological process: double-strand break repair via homologous recombination. The record is from RefSeq and is a predicted model, not a curated record. NCBI's taxonomy places the organism in Eukaryota, Metazoa, Arthropoda, Insecta, Lepidoptera, Crambidae. Gene Ontology annotation, cellular component: Slx1-Slx4 complex. The transcript has 4 exons. Gene Ontology annotation, molecular function: 5'-flap endonuclease activity; crossover junction DNA endonuclease activity.